Amphibalanus amphitrite is the source of this 591-nucleotide messenger RNA. Its product is annotated as influenza virus NS1A-binding protein homolog A-like. Lineage: Eukaryota; Metazoa; Arthropoda; Thecostraca; Balanomorpha; Balanidae. The annotation marks the transcript as partial. Gene Ontology annotation, biological process: regulation of transcription by RNA polymerase II. The record is from RefSeq and is a predicted model, not a curated record. The transcript has 3 exons. Gene Ontology annotation, molecular function: protein binding; RNA polymerase II cis-regulatory region sequence-specific DNA binding; DNA-binding transcription factor activity, RNA polymerase II-specific.
CUAGGAUGGACUGCGCCGGUGGCUCGCGCGCCCCGGCCGCCGCCGCUCAGUGCCAGUGUGAGCUGGUCGGCGCAGCGCUCGGCGCCUCCUCGUGCUCCGCUCCCAGACGCAGCUGACCGAGCGGCCCCGGACCGACCUGACCUGACCUGACCUGGACAGCAUGGAGCCGCGCACCGAGCCACCGUCGCCCGGACACCCCUGGGACAGACCAAUCGUGCCCACGUCCGAGAUGCUCGGUGACGACGCCGAGGUCGAGCUCAAGAGGAAGGUGCCGGACGCCCUCGUCUUCGCCGAUGACGAGUUCGUGCCGGCGCUGCUACGUAACCUCAACGCCAUGCGCAAAAACAACCAGUUCUGUGACGUCAUCCUGCAGGUGGGUAAGCAGGAGAUCGCCGGCCACCGCUGUGUGCUGGCCGGCAGCUCGCAGUACCUUCUGAAGUUGUUCGGUGACGAGCACCGCCAGCUUACCUGCGACGAGGCAGCCGUCAAGUCCAGCGCGCCGCGCCGCCAGGAGCCCGUCGUCUACAAGCUCAGCGACAAGCUGGAUGGAGAGGCUACUGAAGCACUCGUCCAGUUCGCCUACACUGGAAA